This is a messenger RNA of Frieseomelitta varia, 1921 nucleotides long. RefSeq names its product clavesin-2-like. Gene Ontology annotation, cellular component: membrane. Gene Ontology annotation, molecular function: phosphatidylinositol bisphosphate binding. The record is from RefSeq and is a predicted model, not a curated record. NCBI's taxonomy places the organism in Eukaryota, Metazoa, Arthropoda, Insecta, Hymenoptera, Apidae. The transcript is spliced from 7 exons. The coding region runs from base 592 to 1602 and encodes 336 amino acids.
UUGAUUUGAUAAGCUAGUUAUUGUUAAUAAAUCGCCAAGUUAUUCUAACAAACAGAUUGUCCCAUUUCUGAACGAGAAUGCAAUUUUUGGGAAGAUUUUGUAAGAAUUGUAAAAGAGUAGGAAAAGGAAGAGUUGUUACGAAAUUACCUGCUAUCGUGCAUCGUUUAAGCGAACAACGAUACCUGUCGCAUCUAUAAAAGACGUGCAAUUAGGUGAACCACGGUAUUCGGUGCGUAUAGUUGACCGCAAAACCACGCAACUACGGUGUCGUCUUCUGUUUGACAAAUCGUUCGGAUGACUCAUCUAGAGUCAAGAAAGGUACAAGGAAGACGCGAUUUGUCCCUGAAAGGGACUUUUGUGUUCCUCUAUUUUGAGUCUGCAGGUACAUAUCAACUGCUGCACGAGUAUCGAAGGCGGAGCUAGAGGAAAGGUGUAACUGGAAAUUAUAAAAGAGCGGUCGGCGGCCAAGAGGAGACAGUCUCCUCCAGGUGUUCACCCGCGCGACUACGAAUCGGGAAUUUCCACCGGUCUGUUACAUUUUGAAGAAAAGUCAAAGCUGCCUUUGUAUCGUUGGAUAUAAAUUAAAGCAAGAUGGGAGCGAUCGAAUGGGUAACCGAGGGAGACAGCUACGAGUGCUCACUUUCGAUGGAAACGCAGAAACUAGCCAAGGAGGAGCUCAGAGAGGACAAAAACACGAGAGACCAAGCUCUCGAGCAGAUACGCAACUGGAUAAAACUGAAUCCGCGUAUUCAAAACUGUCGGCUCGAUGCGCGGUUCUUAUUGAGGUUCUUGAGAUGCAAAAAGUUCAACGUCCCAAUGGCGGAGGAGGCGAUCGAAAGAUAUUUGCUGCUGCGUCAAGUUUAUCACCUUGCCUUUCAUCAUUUGGACAUCACCGAGCCAACGAUGCAAGAGCUGUUGUCUUUGGGAUAUCUAUUUGCUGCACCCGGACGCGACGCCAAAGGCCGCCGCGUUGUAAUUGCCCGACCAGGCGUUUUCGAUCCCCACAAGUACACGAACGCUGACAUGUGUCGAAUUCACGCGAUAACUUACGAGUGUUUGAUGGAGGACGAGGAGAAUCAGGUACGAGGUUUCGUUCAUUUCGCCGACGGGGCUGGCGUUAGUUUCCCCCAUCUGACGCUUUUUACGCCGAAGGAGGCUGUCCGUAUCGUGAAAAACGGCGAGCGAACUAUACCCAUGCGUCACAAGGAGGUUCACGCGAUCAACACUCAUCCGUCGUUGAAAUUUGCCCUCGAUUUCGGCAUGUCGUUGAUCUCUGAAAAGAUAAAGAAACGCGUCAGGAUUUACACCAGCCUGGAGGAGGCUAUCAAUCACAAAAUGGAUACGAGCAUGUUGCCCAAAGAGUAUGGCGGCACGAUGCCAAUGAAAGAGAUGAUCGAACUGUGGAGGCAAGAGUUGCUAGAGAUGAGACCGACGCUGUUGACUCACGAUAAAAUGAGAGUGUGUCUGGAGUUGUAUUCGGAGAAGGCGCGCGAAGGUGCGGUCUCGGCCUUGAAGCAAGGCUUCGGCUGCUCCGACAUUGGGUCCAGCGAUUCCACCAUGUACGGCAUCACCGGCUCCUUUCGGAAGCUCGAAGUCGACUGAUCGAAAAUUCGACCCGAUUAUUGCACAUUAAAUAAUAAACGAUGCUGCACGCUCUAUGGAUAGUGUAAGAUUGUCAAGUACAAUACACGAUAUCGAUUAUAUCGAGACUUAAUAUAAGAUAUUACUGAAAAAAAAAAGAAAAAGAAGAAGAAGAAAUGUAUAAGAAAAAUUAGUGAAAUUUUCGAUCUCAAUACUGCAGUAGAAACUUUCGAAAGCUCACAGUCGCGUUGCAUAAUUGUAAGUUGUACGUCAUUCGAUUUGAAUUAUUUGUAAAUAAAACCGUAUUAGGGGAAGAAAUAAAUAUUUUCUUACGCAUGUA